AGAAAGAAAGAAAGAAAGAAAGAAAGAAAGAAAGAAAGUAAGUCUGGGGACUAAAAGGAAUAAGGAAAAAAUACUCCCAUAUUUUCCUCCCCCCCCAAUAUUAUCUCUCUUCUGCCUUUUCUUCCUGCUCUGAUGGAUUUUUCUUCCUAACCCCCGCAAAGCAGCUCCCCCCCCCCCCAUUAGGGUUACAAAUUCACAUUACAACAUCUAAUUCUCCAGGGACAAGUCUCGCAAGAACGGUUUUACUCCGCUCUCAGCGACCCCCUUCUUUCCCCUCCCUCAAUUAACCUGACCACAGAACAAACCUUGGGGGGUUGGUGUUGCCUCACUUCCCCGCCUCCGCGAGCUCCUCGCCCCCUCCUCCUCCUCCUCUUCCUCCAAUAACCAGAGGCAUUCUUAUCCCAGCCCCCAACCCCCGGUGCCACCAGCCUUCCUCAUUCAUUCACUCUCCGCAGCCUCGGACCUUUAUUAGGAGGCUCCCCAGCCUCCAGCUCUCAGUCCCCUUUCCGCUCCAGGCCGGCUCUGUCCCCUCCGACUUUCCCGCGCCGGCGAAAUGCAGCGUCUCCCGGUGAUUCUGGUCUGCGCCCUCUGUUCCGCCUUGGCGGCCGAGAACAACCACGACUACAACCUCCUGUUCGUGAACUUGGAUAACGAGAUCGAGAACGGGAUGCAUCCCACUGACGAAAGCUCAGUGUGCAACUGCCGCCAGGAGCGCACGACGUGGGACCGGCUCUUCAUCAUGCUGGAGAACUCGCAGAUGCGCGAGAACCGGCUGCUGCAGGCGGCCGAGGAGGUGCUGACCGCCGAGCUGCGCGGCCUGCGCUCGGACGUGGCCCGCACGUGCGCCUCGGCCCCGGAGCCCGGCCGCCUGGCCAAGACGCUGGACGAGAUGCUGCUGGCCAGCCGCGGCCUGACGCACCGGCUGGCCAAGCUGGAGAGCGCCUGGCAGAGCGCGCGGGACGCCGCGGGCCACGCGCUGCUGCCGCUCUCCGAGGAGCUGCGCGCCCUGCGGAGGUGGGCCGGACAGCGCUCGCUACCUGCGGGUUGUGAAACAGCACUUUUAUUCCCAAUGCGUUCCAAGAAGAUUUUUGGCAGCGUUCACCCGGUAACUGAAAUGAAGCUUCGGUCUUUUAGUGCCUGUAUCUGGGUCAGGGCCACCGAUGUGUUAAAUAAAACCGUUUUGUUCUCCUAUGGCACGAAGAGGAAUCCGUAUGAAAUCCAGCUCUACCUCAACUCUUGGUCCACCGUGCUCGUGGUGGGCGGGGACCAGAACAAACUCGUCGCCGACUCUGUGGUUCCCCUAGGAACGUGGACCUAUCUGUGCGGUACGUGGAGCUCCGAGGAAGGGACGGCGUCCCUGUGGCUCAAUGGAGAACUGGCAGCCACUGGCUCUGGGAUGGCCACAGGUCACAUCAUCCCAGAGGGGGGGAUUCUGCAAAUAGGCCAAGAAAAGAAUGGCUGCUGCGUGGGCGGGGGCUUUGAUGAAACACUGGCUUUCUCUGGAAGGCUCACUGGCUUUAACCUCUGGGACCGAGUGCUCAGCAGCGAUGAGAUCAGGCAAACAAGAGGAGAUGAUUCCUGUCAUAUCAGGGGCAAUGUUGUUGGAUGGGGAGUUACGGAGAUUCAGCCACAUGGAGGAGCUCAGUAUAUUUCCUAAGCUUUGAAAUAUCUCAACUGGAAGCCAAAGAAGAAUACGUUCAACCUCAGUGCAUGAUGGAAACCUGAGACCAAUGAAAGGCAGAGCUGAGGCUGAGGGAUUCUGGGGCUCACCCUUGAGGGAGCCAUUAUCUUGGCAAAAUAAGGAAUAAGAAGAUGAAGAGGGGUGUUUUGUGUGUGUGUGCGUGUGUGUUUAUUUGGUGCUUUCAAACUGAAUACUGUACACUCAAACAUAAUUAAAUAAGACUUUUGUUCAACAGAAAAACAAAGCAAAACAAAACUAUGUUCUCUGUUUUCCUAUGGGUGGCUUUAUUUUAGCCAAAAAUGAAUUUUUUAUUGAAAGAGUCAUAAAAAUAACAUGUGCUGUUUAUUAUUCAUCAUUAUUGGUAUAUACACUUGUAAAAAUAUGAUGAAGAAGCAUUAUUUAUACUAUGAUGUGACUUAACAAAAGCAAAUGUAGUUUACUUGUUAUAAUCCAAUGUCGUAUUUUGAGGAGAUGCUUGUAUAAGUUAUAUUGUAAAUUGAUUUUGUAAUAAUUUUAUUAAAACUAUUUUUGUAAAUUUCUACUGUAAAUUAAAAAAAGUAUUUCAUCUACCCAGUUUGUCAUUUUCUAAAGGUAAAAUGGGAGAUCUGCUAGAGAAGCCAAGCCAACUCACACUUUUGUUUUUCAACAAAAGUAGAGAAGUUUUAGAUCUUAAG
This is a messenger RNA of Antechinus flavipes (yellow-footed antechinus), 2355 nucleotides long. RefSeq names its product pentraxin 3 (gene PTX3). Gene Ontology annotation, biological process: innate immune response. Gene Ontology annotation, molecular function: complement component C1q complex binding. The transcript has 3 exons. The record is from RefSeq and is a predicted model, not a curated record. The coding region runs from base 554 to 1657 and encodes 367 amino acids. NCBI's taxonomy places the organism in Eukaryota, Metazoa, Chordata, Mammalia, Dasyuromorphia, Dasyuridae.